AGAUGACGAAACACAGAUGACGUGUCGAUGUCGACAGUGGCUCAGCGCAUCUGAGGGAAGUGCCCCCACUGUCAGAAAUGGCAGCUGAUAUCACAUUAUUAUUCAAAGCCAGUGUAAAAACGGUCAAAACGCGAAAUAAAGCUAUAGGAGUUGGAUUUGAUUCCGCGAAAGACGAAAUAUUGAAGAAGAGCAGACCGAAGAAUGGCUUCUCCACCAGGGCGAAAGAGGUGAUCUCCAACAUCACAAAGCUGAAGGACUUCCUGUUGCAGCACAGGAAGGAUUAUGUGAACGCCGACAGCCUCGUCUCCUCUAGUGUGUCAUGGAUGACGGACACAGAGCGGGACCAGAUCGACCAGGACGCUCAGAUCUUCAUGCGGACGUGCUCGGACGCUAUCAAGCAGCUCCGAGCAGAGGCUGAGAAGAACGUCAUCUCCACCCAGGUGAAGGAACACAGGGGAGCCAUUCUGAACCUGAUUGAGGAGUACCUGAAAGGUAUAUGCAAGCUGUACUCAGAGCAGAGAGCAAUCCGAGUGAAGAGGGUCGUGGACAGGAAGAGGCUCUCGCGCUUGGAGCCCGAGCAGCACAGCAGGAGCAGCACGCAGCAGAACCCCGUCGCAGAGAAGACGGAGGAGGAGAAGGAGCCGAAGGAGGAGACCAGCGAAAAGGUAGUGUCAGAGGUUGCGGAGGACAGUGUCAGCACCUGGGAGGAGGCCAAAGUGGAGGAUGAGCUGUCACCAGAGGAAAUUCAGAUGUUUGAACAGGAGAACCAGAGACUAGUUAGUGAGAUGAGCAACCUGGUGGAUGACGUGAGGAAGAUCGAGGGCAAAGUGGUGGAGAUCUCUCGGCUCCAGGAGAUUUUUGCUGAAAAGGUCCUGCAGCAGGAAACAGAGAUAGAUAACAUCCACCAGCUUGUUGUAGGAGCCACAGAAAAUGUCAAAGAAGGGAAUGAGGACAUUAGAGAGGCCAUCAAGAACAAUGCCGGGUUCCGCGUGUGGAUCCUCUUCUUCCUUGUCAUGUGUUCCUUCUCACUGCUCUUCCUGGACUGGUACGACAGCUAGCCCAUCACAAGCAGUGCAACAGCACAUGGAUGCCCUGACAGUCUGGUCCCAUGACAGUAGGCCAUUGGUUGAAGCUCCACUCUGCCUUUCCUAGAACUACCCCACCCCAAAAGGAAGUCUAGUCCUUGACGUCUUGGCUUUUCCUACCCUGGUCUCUCCUUGUCCUCCGUCUCUGUUUUACAGAUUCAUUACAGAAAGAGCAUAACCCAUCGGGGAGUCUGUAUUGUGUUAUUUUGUCUGUGAUUCCAUGCUCUGCUUCACACUAAGAUGAGAAUGUCGGUCUUCCGUGGGGAUGACUGGCUCUACAUAAAGGGUGCCUUGAUGGUGUCAUGUUAACUGUAAAGCCCUUGUUACCUGAGCUGUAUGGCGAGCCUCUCAAUAAUGUUCAGCCAGGCUGGCAUAGCGCUUCACACUUUGGGAAUAAAUGUGUCUGAUUUAUUCAG
Molecule: messenger RNA, 1501 nt
Organism: Paramormyrops kingsleyae
Lineage: Eukaryota; Metazoa; Chordata; Actinopteri; Osteoglossiformes; Mormyridae
Gene: stx18
Product: syntaxin 18
Biological process (GO): retrograde vesicle-mediated transport, Golgi to endoplasmic reticulum; intracellular protein transport
Cellular component (GO): endoplasmic reticulum; SNARE complex; membrane
Molecular function (GO): SNAP receptor activity
Source: RefSeq, a predicted model, not a curated record